AAUACAUAACUUUAGCUUAUGUGGAAAGUGGUUCAGAGGAUUGGCAAGAAUUUCAGGUCACAAAGUUCAUGAAAACAUUCAGUUGUUUCUGGAGCUCUUUUUGCUUCCCUGACAUAAACACAGACUUUAUUGGUCAGAAGAACAAGCAGCUGAUUUCUUAGCAUUAGUUUGCUUUCAAAGUUGCCCUGCUCUUGCUUUCAUUUUCACUUUUAUUAAUAGAAAGUUAAGUAACAACUUUUGUCCUGAAAUUGACACCAGAACCUUGCAUUCACAGAAGGUGAGGAUGAACUUUAGACCUUAUCCUCUGCAAAAUAUUAAUCCGUAUUAGAGAAGGCAAGAGGAGAGACAGGCAGACUUGGAUCUAAAGAGAGUAGUCGGUACCGGAGGAUCCAGACGCAGAAGGAGCGCAGAGGAAGAGCAAGGACAGCUGAGUACUGGUCCCCGGGACGGGGCACACGCACCACACAAGGUCACAGCCUGGAUAUGGCCUCAGAGAUCCAUAUGCCAGGCCCAAUCUGCCUCAUUGAGAACAUCGAAGGGAAACUGGUAGUUAAUCAGGAAGCUUUGGAGAUCCUCUCUGCCAUCACCCAGCCCCUUGUUGUGGUGGCUAUUGUGGGCCUCUACCGCACUGGCAAAUCCUACCUGAUGAACAAACUGGCUGGGCAGAAUGAGGGCUUCUCUGUUGGAUCCACGGUGCAGUCUCACACCAAGGGAAUCUGGAUGUGGUGUGUGCCUCAUCCAGAGGAACCAAAUCACACCCUGGUUCUGCUGGACACCGAGGGACUGGGAGAUGUAGAGAAGGGUGACCAGAACAAUGAUACUCAGAUCUUUGCACUGGCAAUACUAUUGAGUAGUACCUUUGUUUACAACACCAUGAACAAAAUUGACCAGAGGGCUCUUGAUCUGUUGCAUUAUGUAAUAGAACUGUCAAAUCAGCUCAGGACAGUUUCUCCACCUGAUCUUGAUGGAGUUGAAGAUGCAGCUGAUGCUGUGAGCUUCUGUCCAGACUUAGUGUGGACUCUGAGAGAUUUCUACCUUUCCUUGGAAGCAGAUGGGAGACACAUCACAGCAGAUGACUACCUGGAGAACUCAUUGAAGCUGAAAGAAGACACUGAUGAAAAUCAUCAAAAUUUCAAUUUGCCCCGUCAUUGCAUACAGACAUUCUUUGCAAGAAAGAAAUGCUUUGUCUUUGACUCUCCCACUCACUGGAAGAAGCUUGCCCAUCUUCCGACACUGCAUAAUGAUGAACUGGAUCCUGACUUUGUGCAACAAGUGGCAGAUUUCUGUUCCUACAUCUUUCACCAUUCCAAGGCAAAAACUCUUUCAGGAGGCAUCAAGGUCAAUGGACCUCGUCUAGAAAGCCUGGUGCUAACCUAUGUCAAUGCCAUCAGCAGUGGGAACCUGCCCUGCAUGGAGAAUGCAGUCUUGGCCUUGGCCCAAAUCAAGAAUUCAGCUGCAGUACAAAAGGCCAUUGCCCACUAUGACCAGCAGAUGGCCCAGAAGGUGCAGCUCCCCACAGAAAACCUCCAAGAGCUGCUGGACCUGCACAGGACCUGUGAGAAGGAAGCCAUCGAAAUCUUCAUCAAUAAUUCCUUCAAGGAUGUGGACCAAAACUUCCAGAAGGAAUUAGAGACCCUGCUGGAAGCAAAGCAAGAUGACUUUCGUAAGCAGAACUUGGAGGCAUCAUCAGAUCGUUGCUCAGCUUUACUUCAAGAUAUCUUUGGUCCUCUAGAGGAAUAUGUGAAGCAGGGGGUUUACUCAAAGCCCGGAGGGCACCGCCUCUUCAUUCAGAAGAGAGAAGAGCUGAAGGCAAAGUACUAUGAGGAGCCCAGGAAAGGAAUACAGGCUGAAGAAGCUUUGCAGAACUAUUUGCAGUCCAAGGAGUCCGUGAGUGAUGCCAUUCUAUACACAGACCUGGUUUUCACCGCCAAGGAAAAGGAGAGGAAAGAAGCAUAUUUGAAAGCAGAGGCUGAAGCACGAAGGUUGGAGGAGAUUCAAAGGCAGAACCAGCAAAUGAUGGAGGAGAGGGAGAGACAGCAUCAGGAGCAACUGAGACAAAUGGAGAUACACAGAGCCCAACAGCUGGCACAAGAACAGAUGGCUUGGGAACAUUAGCUCCAGGUCGGAGAGAGCCCAGGAUCGGAUACAUGCAGAUUUGUGACGAGAUAAUGGACCCUCCUGGAAUUUCUAACAGAUCAUCAUGCCAGACACAGAUACCGGCUCCUCCCUGGUAUCCACGAUGACCCCCACACAGAUACUGACUCCUUCCUGAAUACCCUGCUGACUCCUGCGGCGGGAACUUCCUCAGCAGCUGAAUACCAUGAUGACUCCCAUGGCGGGAGCCUCCUCAGCUCAUGCCCCCACCCCUCAUUAAACACCUGUAUAAAAAAGAAGCCCUUCACUCCCUGUUGGUGCAAAUCCACUGGCCCUGUCUUUGGGGUUCCUGGGUCACCCAGGGACAACGAUUAAAAUCUUUCCUUUUCUUUUUUUUCUGAUUGACUCAGCUCUCUUUAUUUCCUACGCCGCCUUCUGAGCCACCUAACAAUAUCAAAAAGCAGUUUAUACUGAAUUAAAUGAUUGUGUGCUGUGUCUUUAUAAUCCUUUAGAGCCUAUAAAUAAAUUGUCUAAGGAAUGCUAGAUAAUGUGCCAAAAUAUCUGAUGGGGCUCAUUUUAUUUUAUGAUUGCUUAUAAUGUUAACGUUAAACAAUCUCAAUUUUUUUGCAAUCAUAUAUGAAAACCUACUGAUUUUUCUUAAUAUUUGUAAUUUGUAUACAUAUAUAUUUGUACAUAUUUUUAAACAUAAAGAACCAUAAAAAGUUUUAAAUAACUCUACCACUUUGUUUCCCCAAUUGUGAAAAGUCUAUGGGGAGGCCUCCUGAAUUGCUCUAUGGAGAUUAAGAAUUA
This is a messenger RNA of Myotis myotis, 2904 nucleotides long. Its product is annotated as guanylate-binding protein 5-like. The coding region runs from base 484 to 2115 and encodes 543 amino acids. NCBI's taxonomy places the organism in Eukaryota, Metazoa, Chordata, Mammalia, Chiroptera, Vespertilionidae. Gene Ontology annotation, molecular function: GTPase activity; GTP binding. The record is from RefSeq and is a predicted model, not a curated record. The transcript has 12 exons.